Messenger RNA from Penaeus monodon (black tiger shrimp), 917 nucleotides. Its product is annotated as aspartate and glycine-rich protein-like. Bases 81 to 449 code for a protein of 122 amino acids. The record is from RefSeq and is a predicted model, not a curated record. Lineage: Eukaryota; Metazoa; Arthropoda; Malacostraca; Decapoda; Penaeidae. The transcript has 2 exons.
CUUCCACGUCUCGCCUUCUCUCUUCACAACUCCGUUCAUUUCCUUUUCAUUUAUAGAACGAGACUCGGCCAGCUUCUGAAAUGACACCCAAUACAUCACCUGUUUCGUUACUCAUUGUCGUUGGAAUCUGUUUAGCUCAAGCAACUUACUUGUCACCUGUAAAUGGAAAUGGCUUUUCUCUUAAUGGAAAUGGAAUACACACAAAUGGCCAUGGAUAUACUAAUGGUGUUAAUGGCAAUGGCGUUUACAGAAAUGGGAAUGGUGCAUAUGCAAAUGGUAAUGGUAUAAAUGGUAAUGGCGUACAUACAAAUGGCAAUAGUGCAUUUUCUAAUGGAAAUGGAAAUGGCAACGUUGCAUAUAAUAAUGGGAAUGGAGGCAUAAAUGGUAACGGUAAUGGAGUUUAUAGAAACGGGAAUGGGAGAAGUGGUAUACAAAGGGCAAUGGUAUAAAUGGGAAUGGAGUUUAUACAAAUGGUAAUGGUAGAUAUGGAAAUGGCAAUGGUGCAUUUUCUAAUGGAAAUGGCAACGGUGCAUAUAUUAAUGGUAACGGUGCGACACCAAUGGAAACGGUAAUGGAGCAUACGGGAAAUGGUAAUGGGGUCACCGUGUACGCCAAUGGCAUUGUGGAUCCCUUCAGAGCUCUAGCUGAUGCCAUUGGCGGUGGAGGCGUCCCAGGUGUGGACUACCCCAUUCUGGCCUUCGUCCCCGCCACCGGGUUCUCCUGCAACGGCCAACUUCCUGGAUAUUACGCUGAUACUUCUCCCGAGGCUAGAUGUCAGGUGAGUGCCAAAUCUUCUGAAAAGACUAAAUUAUUGGGAGAAAUAGAUAUUUAGCUAAUGGAUAUCAAAUUUUCAUUAAACAGUGUGCUGUGAAGAUAUCCUUCAUUUUGUACAGAUAAAAACAUAAAAUUACUUUUCG